AUGUUGGCUGUGCCAAUUAUAGUCUUUCUGGGGGUCGGCUGUUGUGUGGUCAAUGCCGUAACCGUUACUACAAAAUUAGGCGAUGUCCAGGGUUUCCACGUUGACUACACGAAUGAACAGUCCAAAAUCUAUCGCGGCGUAGGUGAUAUAUUUCUUGGCAUCCCCUAUGUACAGCCCCCACUUGGAGCACUACGAUUUGCGGCUCCAGCGGCUUUGAGUAAGCUGCCGAAAUCCCCGUGGGACGCUACAUAUUUCCGAUCGCCCUGCUCGCAGUCGUUGCAGCCUUGCGGAUUCAACAGUACAUCGUCAUCUGAGGAUUGCUUGUAUUUAAAUGUAUUUUCACCAGAUGUGAAAACCGCAACCCCAUUCCCGGUGAUGGUAUGGAUCCAUGGCGGGUCAUUCCAAUCCGGAUGCGCUCAACAGUAUCCGUAUAAAGGUGGUGUCAGUUCGUUUGUCUCGAGAGGCGUUGUUGUCGUUACCAUACAGUAUCGCCUAGGAUUUUGGGGUUUCUUCACGACCGGAUCGAACGAAUUUCCCGCAAAUCGUGGUAUGCUGGAUCAGGUAGCCGCCCUCCGCUGGGUGCAAGAUCAUAUCCGGGAUUUCGGAGGUGACCCGACGAAGGUCACGAUUUUUGGAGAAUCUGCUGGAGCGGCUUCGGUUUCCGCGUUGACCUAUUCGCCAAUGGCACAAUCCCUUUUCUCGCAAGCCAUUCAAGAAUCUGGCGCCACCGAAACCUGCCUGAACACCGACAACAAGUUGAGCAUCGACGCGGCUAGUAAGCUGUGCGGCUUCACAGGGAACGAUUGGAGCGGCAAGGACUGGCAGAAAAUGACAAAUUGUGUGCAGAACAAAUCCGCCGUCGAUAUAUUGAAAUCGGUCGAUAUGGCCUGGAAUAUGGUAUACGAUACCCAAUUCCUCCCGGAUACUCUUGAAAACCUCGGCAAGAAACGGAAGAAUUUCCCCUCGCUGAUCGGGGUGAUGCGGGAUGAGUGGAGCUAUUUUGUGCUUGGAAAGCUGCGUACCCAGGAGCUGUUUCUGUCAAAUAUGACCCGUGGAUUCAUCGAAUAUACCUUUAACUUUGAUCAUACUUAUAUGGGUGAUAAGGAGGGAGAGGUGAUGCGGAUGCUCGAAAAGGUCUAUCAUCCGACGACUAUUGCUGAUGAUGACUAUGUUGGAUGGGUGAAGUUGGCUAGUGAUAUGUACUCCGGUCAGUUCUUUGGAGGCCCAAUGCAGCGAGAUGUUGAUCGAUAUUGGGCCAAGGGGAAUAAGGACGUCUUCCUCUGGGAGCACGACUAUUCCAGCAACGUUGGAAGGAUCCUUUCGUUGCCUGGUUGGACGCCGGUUCCCCACUGCUCCGAGUUGUUCUUCAUGUGGUUGCCCGACGGCGAGUGGGCCAGAGCUGAGCAGGCGAAUGAGGUAAUCCAAUUCGACUACGACGUCGCCAACUUUUAUGCAGAUUCCUGGACGAAAUUCGCCAAAACUGGAAAACCCAUGGGAAAUCAAUGGGAAGCCGUGGAGCCCACGUUGAAUCGCUAUUGGAGGAUAUCACCGGAUGGGAUGAGGAUGGCUGAUGGGUGGAGACAGGUCGACUCGACUAUGUGGAAUAAGGUGAUCCCAUCAAUUCUCAGCCAACAGUCCAAUGUUGCGACGACGGCGAGAAGUCCGGCUACGACUACGCAAGGCUCUGCAGCCUUGAGUUAUACUUGCAUAAUUGUACUUUUACUGGUUUCGCUUUUAUAU
This is a messenger RNA of Mesorhabditis spiculigera, 1740 nucleotides long. The record is from the annotation of a GenBank genome assembly. Lineage: Eukaryota; Metazoa; Nematoda; Chromadorea; Rhabditida; Rhabditidae.